AUGGGAAGGGUAAAAUUGAAGAUAAAGAAGUUGGAGAACACAAACGGACGCCAAGCAACGUUUGCUAAAAGGAAAAAUGGGAUCUUGAAAAAGGCUAAUGAGCUUUCUAUUCUUUGUGACAUUGAUCUUCUUCUUCUUAUGUUUUCUCCUGGUGGUAAAGCUUCUUUAUGUUGCGGUAGAAGAAGUAGCAUUGAAGGGGUGAUUUCUAAGUUUUCUCAAGUAACACCGGAGGAAAGAGCAAAAAAGUUUGCUUUCUUUUCUCUCUUUCUUUUAAGAUUAUUAUUGAUAUGUUUCUUUCGGUUUUGCUCACUUGUUUUUUUCUUGUUUUACUUUUUGCAUUUUGAAUACAGGAAAGUAGAGAGUCUUGAAGACUUGAGUACUCAAGCAAGUAUCUUGCAAGCUAGAAUCUCUGAAAUACAUGGAAGAUUAAGUUAUUGGACAGAACUCGAUAAGAUAAACAACGUUGACCACUUGGGACAGCUUGAGAUUUCCAUCAGGCAAUCUCUUGAUCAAUUGCGUGCUCAUAAGGAACAUUUAGGGCAGCAGCAGCAACAAGCAAUGCAAAUAGAAAACGAAAACUUUGUUAAAGAUUGGUCAACAUGCUCGUUGCAAGAUGGGAUUGAGAUUCCUUUAGAACAACAGCUUCAAUCCAUGUCAUGGAUACUUAAUAGCAACAACACAACCAACAUUGUCACCGAGGAACAUAAUCCAAUCCCUAAGAGGGAAGUGGAGUGCUCUACGAGUUCUACAUUUGGGAGCUAUCCUAGCUACUUUGGAACAAGGAAAUCUUCAGAUAUUAAUGGUCAAGAAACAAGUUUUCUUGAUGAAUUCACCACUACCAACAGAGAUAUCAAACCGCAGCUAUGCACUAAUAAUAACAUUAUCCCAUAUAAUCCCAAUAUGCAGAAUGAUUUGAAUCAUCACCAAACAUAUCCUCCUCCUCUUCCUCCAGUUUUGAACUUUCCAAUGAACCAGAGAGAGUAUCAUAUGAAUGGAUUCUUUGAAGCACCACCACCAUCUGGUACUUCUGCUUAUAACAACAACAACAACAACAACCAGGCAAGGUUUGGUUCAAGCAGCAGCUCCUUGCCUUGCUCAGUCUCCAUGUUGGAUGAAUACUUGUUUUCCAUGCAGCAACCGAACUGA
Eruca vesicaria subsp. sativa (arugula) is the source of this 1146-nucleotide messenger RNA. NCBI's taxonomy places the organism in Eukaryota, Viridiplantae, Streptophyta, Magnoliopsida, Brassicales, Brassicaceae. The record is from the annotation of a GenBank genome assembly.